Caenorhabditis auriculariae is the source of this 516-nucleotide messenger RNA. The record is from the annotation of a GenBank genome assembly. Lineage: Eukaryota; Metazoa; Nematoda; Chromadorea; Rhabditida; Rhabditidae.
AUGGUUCUGGACGAACUCAUCGCGAUUGAUUGUUCCGAAAAGAAUCGAUUACACCAAAUCGAUUCCCCGAGCGAGAGUCCGGUACAAGGAAGAGCCGAAGAAGAAGAAGAAGAAGAAGAAGAAGACGAAGAAGAAGUCGAAGAAGAAGAAGAAGCAGCAGAAGAAGUCGAAGAAGAAGAAGAAGCAGCAGCAGAAGAAGCCGAAAGAACCGAAAAUGUUGAAGUCGUUGGGAACAGUGAUAACGACGAGGAAUAUGAUUACAAUAGGGAGAACGAAUUGAAUCUCGAAAAAGAGCGAGCAAUAGAAAGAGAGAACAAUAACGAAAACGAAGUAAAUGUCGAGGAGGAAGUGCGAAAUGAGGAUCAACUCAACGAACAUGGUGAGCUCGAGGGGGAGGAAGAAAACUUGCCUGAGGAAAAUAAUGCGGUCGACGAGGAGCGAGAAGCUGAACCGGUAGAAGAAGCCGGCACAAAUCAAGAAACCGGCCCUUGGGUUUAUGACCUUAUCAUUAUUUAA